Molecule: messenger RNA, 3857 nt
Organism: Stylophora pistillata
Lineage: Eukaryota; Metazoa; Cnidaria; Anthozoa; Scleractinia; Pocilloporidae
Biological process (GO): transmembrane transport; carbohydrate transport
Cellular component (GO): plasma membrane
Molecular function (GO): symporter activity
Source: RefSeq, a predicted model, not a curated record
CCUUUGGCCGCUCGUUGACUCAGUCAUAGCUCAAAGCGGAAAUCUGAAAUGAGAUAGGAAAUGGUGAGAACAAAGAACAGGAACACAGGUCUAGCCAGGUCAAUUUUCCAAUGACGUCAGCCUCGUGUUAGGUAGUCAGACAGCUACGUAAUCGCCAAAGGCCAAUCAAAUAGAGCCUAGUGUUCUCUUCAUGUUAUAAGCACAAAUCUUUUCUUUACCCUUCAUUCUCAAUCCACCUCCAGAUAUGAAGUUUCUUAAAUUGUGCAGAGGAGAUUCAGAAGAUUCGGAAGAUUCAAACUCGGAGACUCGCACUCCUAUGAUUCAACGGUUUUCCUAUGGAGUGGGAAACUCAGUGAUUGAGGUUAAUAGACAGAUACUUCUGUCGUUCCGAUUGGUCUUCUUUUUGAAAGUACUCGGUCUGUCUCCAGCUAAUGCUGGAUGGCUAGUGCUCUUCGCGUUUUCUUCGUUGGUAGUGACGUCCCCGUUGAGUGCAUUCUUGGUUGACCGAGUCAAGAUCCCAGUUUUGUCCAUGAAACUUGGUAGAAAGAAAUCCUGGCAUCUUAUUGGAUCCAUUUUAGGGGCAGUCACCAUUCCGCUUUUUUUCACACCUUGUUUUUUUUGUCAAGGUGGUCAAUUGGAGACAAUGCUGUACAUUGCUGUACUUAACUUUUUUAUAGCACUAUCUUACACUAUUGUAGACGUCAGCCACCUAUCACUGCUUCCCUCGAUUGCUAAGAAUCAAAAGGAAGCUUUUGGAUUGAACGCUUUAAGAACUGGCUUCACAUUCUUUAUUGGAGUGGUGAUCUACCUUGUGACAUGGGUAAUAUUUGGACAAGACCGCAGCAAACAACUAUCCAGUGAAAGUUCCAUGGAUUUCACGGUCAUAACUUCAAUCUUGGUCGGAAUGGCCUUGGUUUUCUUCCUUAUCUUUCAAACUGUGACAAAGGAGCCCACAGUUAAUUCAGCCCUGGCUAAGAAGUUUUCAAACAGCGUUGCAGAACUGAUGAGAAAAACUUCCUUCAUUCCAUCAAAUGGUGUUCUACAAUCGAUGAUGUAUGAAGUUGUACAGGAGGCACGAGAUCGGCACCAAAGCAAAGAAAGAAUGCGCGACUGGUUCGUAGAGAGUCUAAAGUCAAAGGGGGAAGCUACAGUCCAAGCCACAGAGAAUUGUGAAAGUAGGAUUAGAAAGAGAGCCUUCUCGAUGCGUUUCGUUGACGUAUUGUUUUCUGACGAAGAUGAAGAUAAAUGUAAGCAAGAAUCGCCCUCUAACAACCAUACUUUGACAGAAAAGGCAUCAACGAAGCGUCAAGAGGUUGAAGUGUAUGGAGAAUCAAAGCCAGGCAUUGAGAAUGAAGAGGAAGCGUUUAAGAAGCUUAGCAUGCUGCCACCGGAGCGAAAAAUAAGCCUCCUUGUUAGCGUUUUGGACAAACUCACAGAUGCCUCUGGUGGAAAUGAUCAGCAUUUACCAGAUGUACCUGAAGAAAUAAAGGAAAUCGAUGUGACUGUUGAUGAGAACUGUCAAGCGGUCUCUCCCUUAUCAAGUAACCCUGAACGUUGUUCACCCUUAGAUAAAGAACGAAUGCAGGAAACGUCUCUCAAAAAUCGUAAAGAUAGCAAAGAGAUUUCGCCGUCUACUGUGACACUUGGUACUGCGAAUGAAGGCUUCGACUGCAACGAGUCAGAGCUGAUAGAGCCAUGUGAGCAUCCAGUUUCAACCACCAUGGAAAAUAUGGAUGAGGCGGACGACUGCAAAAUUAAAUCUGGGCCGCUGAAGAUUGAGGAUGUUGAAAGUGGUUGUCAAUCAGGAAAAGAGAUGUGUGUACGAGCCUGGUUAAAGAAUCCUCAUCUAUACAAGGUCGCAGUCAUUUAUGCUUGCUCGAGAGUCACACAAGAUCUUUCGUACGCCUAUUUACCAUUAUUCCUUACUGACACACUGAAGUUUGGAAAGGAAGCCAUGGCCUAUCUUCCACUUGUAAUGUUACUAAGCGCAAUUGUUUCCCCGGGAUUGUCAAGAAAACUUGUCGGAAAUCUGGGAGGCAAGAUCCUGUUUAUUAUUGCUGCUCUACUCGUUAUUGGAGCGUCACUGUGGUUUUACUUCAUUACUCCGUCCACAAAAGUAUUAACUUACCCGGCAGGUGCUAUAUUGGGUCUUGGUUUCUCUACCAUGUUUGUUAAUGCACUCAGCUUUGGGGCAGACCUCAUUGGAGACAACCAAGGCACUUCUGGUUUCGUAUUUGCUUUUAUGGGUGACACGGCCUAUUUGAUGGGAGGAAGCGUUUUCGCCAUCGUCCAAAACCUCUUUCCUGAAGGAAGUUCGUCUGGAGAUUGCCCGGAGUGUGGCACCUAUCUACGAUACGUGUUUUCAAUCGUUCCAGGGUCAUUUGCCUUAAUCAGUCUGCUGAUUGCUUUAUUCUUUCAGUCUUCAAAAUCAACGCGUCAUUGAAAUGAUGAGUCGAGCACCAGCUAGCACGGAAAAAGGUUCUGCCUCAAAAUCGAAACUCUAUCGAAUAUUCAGUUGUUAUAAGGUCCUAACAGCUUGUUGCAGGCGAUGUUUCUGGUAUUAAUAAUCUGAAACUACUUAACUCGAAAAAAAUUUUCUCAAGGUCCACUUCGACUUUAAGGGCCACUUCUGUUUGUUAGUACAAACGAUGCUUAGAGUGAGUUCGUAUUGUAAUUGAUUUACUGCGGUUUUCAAUGGAGAUGCUACCUUAGAGGAUAAUGAAAAGACCGUGUCUCGAUAACGAUUUUCUGGACAUCUGCAGAAGGAGAAGAUGCUUUUCAGACAGCCCUCAAGAAAAUCAUAGAAACAGAAAAAAUCUAGCCAUGUUUAUAUCAUUUGAACCUUCCAAGAUUACGAUACCAGUUGAAUAACACUGAGGAGUGGUGGUAAUAUGGAAAUUUCCCGCUUAUUUAUCCAAAUAUACCGCAGGAAGCCCAAGCUCGCGCAUUAGGCCCCUUAUAGAUUGUCUAAAUAAGCAAAUAAGUUUACGUUGCGCAGUGAGUGCAAUACGGAGUAAUCUAUAUUAAGCGGUUACCGACGGGGAAUGUCGUUUAAUGCAAGUUGACUGCUCAAUACAGGGUCCACAGAGUAGGGGUGUUAUAAAAAACGCCAUUUCAUCCCAUAAUUCUCUUAAUGUACAAAAAGCUCGUUCAAUAAUACUUCUGACAUUGCUAGGAAAAAAUAUGGAUAAAAUUUUUUUACUUGAAAGAUUAUUGUUAGUUUGUUUGAGUGGUCCCGCUUUACGUGACCGUUCAAUAAAGGUAGAAGACAAUACAAAAAGGCCGUGGGGACUAAUUAAAAGGAAUAAGAGGUGAAAAUUACAGUAAAAAAGGGGAAAAAAUUCGCAAAAACUUUGACAACCGAAGGAUGACAGGUUAAAAUCGUUGGACUGUAUUAGCGGAUUGGUAUGGGCAUGAAAGGUGGCACUCUGGCACUCUGGCACUCUGGCACUCUCAACCUCAAAAUCUGAAUUAUAGUGUUGGAUAAAAGCAAGUACUUACGUGUUGUACUUUUGCAUCGUGUGAGGUUUCUGAGCUACCUAAGACAGUUUAGCUUAGUUUUCAUUUGGUUUCUCCCUCCAUAGUACAUGGAUUAUCAUUCCCAUACAAAUCCUUAUACUCCUCAUGCCCAACGGAAACAAAUUUAUAUAUUUACAGAGGCUUAUUGUGCGAGCCUGGGUUAACACGACAAAGAGACGAUGGAAGACUUUUGUGUCAUUAGAAAGGUUUAAAAAGUGAAUUUUUGUUAUUUGUAGCAAUCAUAGUUCAAGUUAUUUGCGUAGGGAAGGUUAGAACAUACUAGUACUUAUAAUUUCCUGUUCGUGCUUUUCUAGAAUAAAAUAAAUUGUAACCUCAUG